Gossypium raimondii (Peruvian cotton) is the source of this 2557-nucleotide messenger RNA. Its product is annotated as myosin-binding protein 7. The record is from RefSeq and is a predicted model, not a curated record. NCBI's taxonomy places the organism in Eukaryota, Viridiplantae, Streptophyta, Magnoliopsida, Malvales, Malvaceae. The transcript is spliced from 4 exons. Bases 219 to 2225 code for a protein of 668 amino acids.
AAUAGGAACUUGACAAAAUAAACAACAAAAGCUAUAUCUUUCUCUUUCCAAUUUCUUCUUCGAUCCUUCCCCGACUCAAUGAUCAACCCCCUGUGGCGUUUUCUCGAUCGCCAUCAUCAUUGAGUCAGUCAAUAAAACCAACUCGGGGGUGAGUUUACCCGCAUUGAAAAAGCCUUUCUUUUUUCAAUUUGAAAAAAUUCCGUCCUAUCUUUUUAUCGAUGGCAUGCGAGGUUAUAAAUUCAUGGACAUUCAAUGGCCUAGCGGGUGCUUUCCUUGAUCUUUUCAUUGCUUAUAUAUUGCUUUGUGGAUCAUCUAUUGCUUAUUUGGCUUCAAAACUUCUGGGUUUAUUUGGACUGUCCUUGCCUUGUCCUUGUAAUGGAUUGUUUGGGUACCCAAACAAGAACAUUUGUGUCCAAGCCAUGUUAGUUAAUGACCCAUCAUUUAAAAUCUCUUCUGUUCAAUAUUCUGCAAUGAAAAAGCUCCCUUUUGAUUCAAUCUGGAACAGCUUUUACGAUGGAGAAGAUUAUGGCGAUGAACGCAAUGACAGCCAAUCGAAUUCUGAGAAAUGGCAAAACGGGAACGUUGAAAUGGCAGGGGAAGCUUCAUGUAGUUCAUGGCAUGAGAAGAAGGAGAUUGUUGGAGCUAAAAAAGAAAGCUUUGGGUCAAUUCCUAAAAGGCCUGGGAGGCCUAGACUUGGUUUUAGGAGGCGUAAGAGAGCUGCUAGUGAUGGUGGUGGAAAGACCUUUCCAGCAUUGUACGAUCCUUUGGUUUGUUUGAGCUCUUCUGCUAGUGUUGGUGCUAAACUUGGGACUCCAGCCAGCAUCACUUCUGCUAAUUCUGAAGAUGGAAAGGGAAGCUCAAAAGGAAUUGGAUUGCUUAAACAAGGUUCUCAUGGUUUUGAAACGGAUGAUGAUCCUUUUGCUGUGGCUAAGAAGGAAUUAGCAGUAGUUGAGUCCAAGUGCGGCGGUGACAAAAAUUCAAUUAGAGUCUUAGAACAAGCUCUAGAUGAAGAGCAUGCUGGCCGUACUGCUUUGUACCUUGAGCUUGAGAAGGAGAGAAUUGCUGCUUCUACUGCUGCGGAUGAGGCUAUGGCAAUGAUAUUACGUUUGCAAGAGGAGAAGGCAGCCAUUGAGAUGGAAGCUAAGCAGUACCAGAGGAUGAUAGAGGAAAAAACCGCGUUUGAUGCUGAAGAAAUGAACAUUCUCAAAGAAAUUUUAUUAAGGAGAGAAAGGGAAAAGCUUUUCUUGGAGAAGGAAGUCGAAGCUUACAAGCAAAUGUUUUUCGAUAAAGAUCAAUUCGAUAUCGAUAUGUUUGACGUGGCAUCCAUGCAGGAACAAAAGACUUUGAAUGAGGAGCCAGUGCUAAUGUCGCCUCAGUCUGUUGGGGAGAAGUUUGAGAUCACAUCUUUUGAGUCGCCAAAUCAAUCUUUUGAUUUCGGGAAAGAGUGCCCAAUUCCCAGACUCAAUGAAGGUGCUGGUUUGAGUUCUAGCAUUGAAAAGAAACAAGCAUAUCCAUCAAGAAGUGACCAUGAGUCGACUACUCCUUGGGAAUCUGAUUGGCACGAGAAAUCUGGUGAAAUCAGUUCACACCAACAUUCGAUAGCAAAAGCAACUGAGGCUAAUAUAGUUUCCUCAUUUAAUAAUGAAAGAAUGGCGAAGCGUGCAGAGGACUUACAUGGUUCAGAUUCCAGUAUUGUUCGUCAUAUUCUCGAUGUUCAUGUCAUUAAUCAAGAGAGAGGAAACAAAAAGGACAACAGAUCAAUAACUGUUACCACAAACUUGCCUAAAACAUGUGAUAAUCCAACCACUGGUGGGUUAGAAAUUGAGCCUGCGAGGAAAAGAAACAGUUUAGAAAGACCUGGUGGGUUACCGCCAAUUGGUCCUUCACGAGUCAAAUCUUCACCUUCCAUUUCUCGUAGAAAUUCCACGUCUGCUUUAGAUUAUGAAAAGUUUAAAAUCGAUAAUGAAGUCGGUUUACUUAGAGAAAGGCUAAGGAUUGUACAGCAAGGAAGAGAAAAGCUCAACGUACCUGCAGGGCGCAAGGAAAGAGAACAAGUUCAAAUGCAAAUAAUGGAAAAUCUUGCAAAUCAACUUCGAGAGAUACGACAGUUAUCAGAACCCGGGAAGGCUUUGCAACAGGCCUCUUUGCCACCUCCAUCCUCUAAGGUCAAGUCAAAGAAAAGAUUUCGACAAGGUGCUCCUUUAGGAGCAAUGAGAAGCAUUUAAGAGAGAUGAUGGUACUUUUGAAUUUCGAUAAACAAGAUGAGCUACAUAAUUUGAUUCAUUGGCUUCGUUUGGUGUCAGCUGAUAUCUUUCAAAGGCUUCAAUUGCAACUUCCGACUUCACAAGUUCCUCAAAGAAAUGAGCUUCUGUUGAUCACACUCUCUGUAACUACCACUUGGACUUACAGAUUACGGGUUUUGAGUGCAUUUGAAUGGCAUUCGCUGAGGUUAUUAUAUGUAGUAAUAUCUUCAAGGGGGAAUGUAUUAGAAAACGUAUUAGAAACAAUGAAAGAAGUUGUCAACUAUUGUAUUGAAUACAUUGUUAUUAUUACUAUA